UCAAUAUUGAUCAACAAAAAGUUGUAAAAUCAAUACAUUUUGAUUCAGAAUUUUAGAUAUUUCUUGGUUUCUUGGAUAGCUUGGAUUUGUUAUUUAAUUGAAAAUUCUACCUUUAUCUUUGUCGACGCUGAUUAAUUUCUAGCCGUUUAUUUUACACUUUACAGAUAGUGCUGUAGCGGCUUCCAGCAGUCAUGAGUCCGGUGGAGAGCGUCCCCGCGGCUGUGCUACACCGCGUGGACGAAUAUGUGGAGCUGCUCUAUGACGACAUUCCAGAGAAAAUCAAGGGAUCAGCAUUGAUUCUGCAACUUGCCAGGAACCCAGACAAUUUGAUAGAACUUGCAAGAAAUGAGGCCUUACUAAGUGCUCUGUCCCGAGUGCUAAGAGAAGAGUGGAAGAGGAGCGUAGAGCUGAGCACCAACAUUGUGUACACAUUCUUCUGCUUCUCCACAUACAAUGAGUUUCAUCCAAUCAUCAUCCAGUACAAGAUAGGAUCACUCUGCAUGGAUGUUAUUGAUUAUGAACUAAAGCGCUAUGAUCAAUGGAAAGAAAAAGUUGAAGGAAAGAAAGCUGUUACACCUGAUAAGAGUGAAGUUCCCAAAAGCCGAAUCCCUGAACCAAAGCGCAGACCAAAAUCUGGUACAUGGGCAGUAGCCGAUGUGAAUUUACAGAAGUCCAGGAGCCUGGUCUCUAGUUACCACGAGGAUCUGUGCAAUGCAUCAGACGACGGGCUCUCCAAGAAUGAUGAGGAACAACUGAAGAGGAAACUGAAGACUCUGUCAAAGAGACAGGAGCAAUUGCUGAGAGUUGCAUUCUACAUGUUGUUGAAUAUUGCUGAUAAUGUGAAGGUGGAGGAGAAGAUGUACAAGAAGGAUGUGGUGGGGCUGCUGAUGCGGGCCAUGGAGCGCCACUCGAACGUGGACCUGCUCAUCCUCAUCGUCUCCUUCCUACAGAAACUCUCCAUAUUCGUAGAGAACAAGAACAGCAUGGCGUCCCGGGGAAUUGUGGAGAAGCUGGCGGUCCUGCUUGAUUCACCAAACGCUGAUCUAGUCAAUGUCACAUUAAAAUUACUGUUUAAUCUGACCUUUGAUACGAAAUUACGUAACAAGAUGAUCAAGCUUGGCCUUCUUCCUAAAAUUAUUCAAUUUACAAGUGAUGAUAAACAUAUAAACUUGGCCAUGAAAAUAUUGUAUCACUUGAGCAUGGAUGACCGAGUGAAACCGAUGUUCACUCAGUCUGAUUGUGUCAAAUUGCUAACGGACAUGCUUCUCCUCAACGUGAACGGCGAGACGGGCGGCGAGGGCGGCGGCACGGACGUUCUACUCGCCCUCUGCAUCAACCUGGCGUGGUGCCCGCGCGCCGCCGCGCUGAUGGCGGGCGAGGGGCGAUUACGGGAGCUGCUCGAGCGCGCCUUCCGGCACAACAACGCGAUGUUGAUGAAGCUGGUCAGGAACCUGUCGCAUCAUCCGCAGAAUCGACCGCUGCUCGUUGAGUUUGUAGGCGACAUAGCGGGCGCGGUGACAGGCGGCGGCGCGGAGGCGCUGGUGGCGGAGUGCCUCGGUACACUGAGCAACAUCCUGCACCCGGACACGCUGGACGUGUUCGCCGUCGUCGAGCGGUACCACCUCGUGCCGGCCAUCAUGAAGAUAUUGGACCCUGAGAGCGGUCUAGGCGGCGAGCUGGCUCUCGAGGGCGCGAUCCUGGCGGGCGCGGUGGCGGCGGACGCGCGCGCGGCGGCGGCGCUGGCGGCGGCGGGCGGCGGCGGCGCGCUCAUAGCCGCCCUCAGGGCUCGCCAGGCCGAUGAUGAACAUGUGUUGCAGACUGUGUUCGCGUUUAGACAGAUGCUGAGCCAUCCGCCUAGCGCGGAGCAUCUGGUGUCUAAGACUGAGGCUCCAGCGUACUUGAUAGAUCUCAUGCAAGACAAGAACGUGGAGAUUCGUAAAAUGUGCGACUCCUGCCUCGACAUCAUCUCCCAGAUGAAGAACGACUGGGCCGCGAGGAUCAAGGUGGAGCGUUUCCGGUGCCACAACGGGCAGUGGCUGUCGGUGGUGGAGACGCUGGGCGCGCCGGGGGGCGGCGCGGGGGCGGAGGGCGAGGGGGACGACCUGCCGCCCUACCUGUCCGCCGAGUACCUCACCACGCACCCGCUCGCCACCUCGGAUUCCCAGAAUUCAUUGAACGAUGAGUCCGACAGUUUUUCUGGAGAUGUUAUUGACUUAAAUAACAGAGAUAUCCACGACGGGUUCCUGGGCCCCCUGCAGGAGUCAGCGAAUUCAUUGGAUAGCGACACUUUGUUUGCCAACGACCUUAAAGUUUUCGCUUAAAUAUUAUAAUGCACUAAAGGUAUUCUGUAUA
Molecule: messenger RNA, 2352 nt
Organism: Plutella xylostella (diamondback moth)
Lineage: Eukaryota; Metazoa; Arthropoda; Insecta; Lepidoptera; Plutellidae
Gene: Kap3
Product: kinesin associated protein 3
Biological process (GO): microtubule-based movement; cilium organization
Cellular component (GO): kinesin II complex; ciliary transition zone; axoneme
Molecular function (GO): kinesin binding
Source: RefSeq, a predicted model, not a curated record